AGCAGCUUCUCAGAACUGGGCUCCGGAAGAAGUUUGGGAGAACUGGGCUCGAAUUCCAUCACCCUCCCCGCAAAGAUCCCAGAGCUGUUCGGAGGGCGGCAGGGAAGGCGAGCCCAGCUCCGGCUUGGAGGAACUUGUGAAAAGGAAGGCUUCACCAAGACAGAGGCUUUCAAGAAUGAGUAGGAGUUCAUCUAGAAGGAAGAGGAAGGCAUCCCAUAGAAUGUGGGACUGCAUGAGCCAAGGCACCGGAGCCUAGAAGUGGAGGAUACACCUUGGUGAUGUCCAGUCCUCUACUGUGACAAGGGCAUCAGGUGUAUAGACAGGCUGGAGCAGAAGUUGUUUUUUUGGUCAUGGAAUUGACCAAACUGUCCGACAUGACAAAACUCCACCAAGCUGUAGCUGCUGGGGACUACAAUUCAGUGAAAAAGAUUUUGAAGAAAAGUUUCUGUGGCCCAGACUACAAGGAAGUGGACUGGAACGACCGAACCCCACUUCCCUGGGCUGCGAUCAAGGUACGCGGGCCUCUCCCGCUGCAGAGCACAGGCUCCGGACGCGCAGGCUUAGCGGCCAUGGCCCACGGGCCCACCCGCUCCGCGGAACGUGGGAUCUUCGUAGAGGCUGAGCCCCAGCGCCGGGACCACCGCCAGGCCACCAAGCAGAAGGGGCUGCAGCUUGAUCAGCGGGAUGAAGACUGGGAUGCCAAGAAGAGGGAGUUGGAGCUGUCUCUUCCUUCCUCAAAGCAAAACACUAAUAAGAAAAAGAAUAAGACUCGAGGCCCCACCAGGCUCAGCAAUACCAAGGACAGGAGAGUGUGAGAAGGCUGGCAUCCCAGGAACUGGAGCUGGGCUUUCUGGCAGGAGACUUUCCUUGGCACCAGACUAGGUGUUGUUUGGUGUGUGUUGUCCUGACAUGAUUUUACUCCUAGAUCAUUAAUUACUCACAUGGCUUCUACCGAUAGCUCCUGACUUGUUGUUCAGUCUGGAAGUCUGGCCUGGGGACUCUCUACAUGGGCUGUCUCCUCCUUGCCCAUACCUGCUGUCCCUAAGUACUACCAAGAGGGGACAAA
Messenger RNA from Globicephala melas (long-finned pilot whale), 1066 nucleotides. It is a transcript of the gene ANKRD66, whose product is annotated as ankyrin repeat domain 66. NCBI's taxonomy places the organism in Eukaryota, Metazoa, Chordata, Mammalia, Artiodactyla, Delphinidae. The record is from RefSeq and is a predicted model, not a curated record.